AUGGAGCAACAACAAGCAGUGUUUCCUUCUUCCAACGGAACUUGUACUUACGACGUUUUCCUCAGUUUCCGAGGAGAAGAUACUCGCUAUGGUUUCACCGGUCAUCUCUACCGUGCUUUACACCUAAAAGGAAUCAAAACUUUCAUGGACGAUGAAGUCAUUAAGAGAGGACAACAGAUUUCACCCACCAUUUUCAAAGCAAUUCGAGACUCUAGAAUAGCCAUAGUUGUUUUCUCUGAAACCUAUGCAUCCUCAAAAUGGUGCCUUCGAGAACUUGUCAAAAUCAUUGCGUGUUACAAAGACAAGGAACUCACGGUGAUUCCCUUGUUUUACAAAGUGGAUCCAUCAGAGGUUCGAAAUCAUACGGGGAAUUAUGGACAACAAUUGGCUAUGCAUGAGGAGAAAAUGAAGGAGGAAGUGCCAAGUUGGAGGUUGGCUUUACGUGAAGCUUCUAAUCUGGCUGGAUGGACUUUUAGAGAUGGAUAUGAGUAUGAAUAUGAGUUUAUCAAAAGGAUCGCUGACACGGUGCACAACACAUCAAAACAAAACCUUUCACAUGUUGAUGAUCUUGCAGUUGGACUUGAGAUGCGCGUGUCUAAUAUACUAUACCGUUUACAAAUGCUUGAUCCCACUGUUAUCAUGAUAGGAAUAUGUGGGGUCGGUGGAAUAGGAAAAACUACUUUGGCAAGGGCGGUGUACGAUUCCAUUGGCCAACAAUUUGAGGGUCUUUGCUUCCUCCAUGAUGUUAGAGUAAAUUCAACCAAAUAUGGAUUGACAUAUCUACAACAGGUAAUUCUUUCUGAUACGGAUGGCGAGAGUAUCAAGCUGCGUAAUGAGAAUGAAGGAAUUUCAAUCCUGAUCAAGAAGUUGCAAAAUAAAAGGAUUCUUUUGAUACUUGAUGAUGUUGACAAAUUGGAUCAAUUGAAGAAUUUAGCAGGAACACCUAGUUGGUUUGGUUGUGGAAGUAGGAUUAUCAUAACUACUAGGCAUAAAGAUAUUCUAGCUGCUCAUGGAGUUGGAAAUAUAUAUGAUGUACCUGUGUUUAGUUAUCAUGAAGCUCUUGUACUUUUAAGUUCCAUUGCAUCAAAAAUACCUAAUCUUGAUGUAGUAUGGGAUCGCGCAAUCAGAUAUUCCCAUGGUCUUCCUUUGGUCUUAAAGAUUAUUGGUUCUGAUUUAUCAGAAAAAUCACCAAAUGAAUGGGAGAUUUCAUUAGGCAGAUAUGAAAAAAUCUGCAAUGAAGAAACUCGAAGUAUACUUGAAGUGAGUUGUAAUAGUUUGAACGAACAAGAGAAGAGAAUUUUUACCGACAUUGCAUGUUUCUUUGUUGGAGAAGCAUUUUCAUAUGUCAAAGAAGUAUUAUCUGCUUGUGGUUUCUUUACAAAACAUGGUAUUGACAGACUUAAGGAUAGAUCCCUUAUAUCAAUCACUCCCAGUGGAAGUUUGAUGGUGCAUGAUCAUAUAAUAGACAUGGCUAUGAAUAUAGUACAACAAGAAUCACCCACAAAUCCUUGCAAGCGAAGUAGGGUAUGGCUACCUCAGGAUGUUCUUCGAGUUUUAGACGAAACUGCGGAAAAUGAUAAAAUCGAAGUCAUGAUAUUGGACAACUUACCGCAAGGAAGUGUAGAGAAUUUAAAUGACAAAGCCUUCAAAGAGAUGAAAAGCCUGAGAAUACUAAUUAUUAAGGACGCAGUAUAUUCCGAAGUCCUCCAACAUCUCCCUAAUAGCUUAAGAGUUCUGGAUUGGAGUGGAUAUCCUUCAUGCUGUUUGCCACCUGAUUUUGUCAAUUUACCUUCUAGUUGUCUCAUUUUCAACAAAUUCAAGAAUAUGAAGUGUUUGAUUAGUCUUGAUUUCACUGACUGUAUAUAUAUAACAGAAGUACCUGAUAUGUCUGGUAUCCCAAACCUAAGGGCAUUGUAUCUUGAUAAUUGUAUAAAUGUUACAAAAAUUCAUGAUUCUGUUGGAUUUCUUGAUAACCUUAAAGAGCUGACAGCCACAGGAUGCACUAAUCUCGAAACAAUCCCUGGUUCAUUCGAGUUGGCAUCUCUUGAAGUUCUCUCUUUCUCCGAGUGCCCGAGACUUGUGAGGUUCCCAGAAAUAUUGUGCAAGAUCGAAAAUUUGCUACACAUCAACUUGUGGCAAACUGGCAUAGAGGAAUUACCAUUCUCUAUUGGAAAUGUGACAGGACUUGAAGUUUUAACUCUGAUGGAUUGUACUAGGCUUGAUAAGCUACCUAGUAGCAUUUUUACACUACCAAGACUUGAAGAAAUUCAAGCUGACUCAUGUAAAGGGUUUGGCAUUUCUACUGAAUGUGAAGAUAAUAAUGGACCGAUGAAAUUCACUGUGUCUCCAAACAAGAUUCAUCUGUAUUUGAGCUCUUGCAAUUUAACAAAUGAACAUCUUUUUAUCUGCCUCCUUGGUUUCGCCAACGUUGUACACUUGGACCUAUCUUACAGUAAUUUCACUGUCCUUCCACCAUGCAUUAAAGAAUGUAUCAACUUGAACACUCUUCUGUUAACAAACUGCAAUCUGCUUCAAGAAAUCUCAGAAAUUCCACCAAAGUUGAGAAAUAUAGAUGCAUUGAACUGCACAUCACUGACAUCACAGUCACAAAGUUUACUAGUAAGCCAAGCAUUUCAUGAAACUGGAGAAAAAACUGUAAUGCUUCCAGGAUCAAGUAUACCAGAAUGGUUUGAUCAUCGCAGCAGUGAAAGAUCCAUUUCCUUUUAUGCUCGUGAGAGAUUCCCUAUUAUUUGUGUGUGUGUUGUUUUUGGAGUGUUGGAAAAACUGCCUCAUCAUUUUCUAGUUAACGUCUGUUUAAUGAUCAACGGCCAUAAAACAAUACUAUCACAAUGUUCUAGUUGGUCAAUUGUAAAGGAACAUGUGUGGAUGUUUGAUCUAAGAGAUUUUAUUGGCAGUAGAAAAACAUGGUUGAAACGUGGUUGGAAUCAUGUGGAAAUUUCAUGCGAGGAUUGUCAAGAUGAGCAUUUGAUGGCACAAGCUGUUCAUGGACUUAGAAGAAUGACAAUUGUAAAAUGGUAUGGAAUUCAUGUGUAUAGACAAGAAAACAACACAUUGGAGAAUAUCUUAUUCACAAGUGCCAACACUCCUCAACAAGAAAAUAAUAUUAAUGAUGAAACAUUUAAUGGAGACAAUCACCCUUUGUCUAAACGGCAGUGUAGAUGA
Lathyrus sativus (Indian pea) is the source of this 3183-nucleotide messenger RNA. The record is from the annotation of a GenBank genome assembly. Lineage: Eukaryota; Viridiplantae; Streptophyta; Magnoliopsida; Fabales; Fabaceae.